UACUGCUCUAGUAUGAGACUAGGUCUGCCUAAUUAAAUGCAUAAUUAUGCAAUGUGAUCACUUCCUGCCCUCUAAAGAAAUACAAAACAAAACUUGUCAGCACUGCACCCUCAUGCUGUGGUAUAAUCAGGGGUGGGCUGGCUGGUUAUGCACUUCAUUUGGUUAUUUCUUCAGUGUUUAUUUUGGGCUUGUUUGAAGCAUAAUCAUCCUGUCCCUCUGGAAAUCAGCAUCCUUCAGCCAAAAUGUAUAACUUGGCUUGCAGGAUGCUUUUCAGUCCUGAGCAUUUCUUGGUAGCUGUUGUGGUACCUCUACCAAAUCAACCUCAGAUGUGACUCGUGUAAGCCUUGUGCUCUCCUGUUCCCUCCUGGCAAUCCCAGCAGCCUUCCUAGGUGAAACCACUGCCUGUUGAUAUAGAUAAUUUGGGAGUGCUGAUGCUCUGGGACAUGUAUGGCCUUGACCUAUCUGGGAAGAAGGAAACACGUGGUCUGGCCUGGGAUGGCAUUGGUACUGUUGCUACAGAGCCAUCAGCACCCUCUGUGUUGAAUGCUUGCGUAUUUUUAAGGAAUAUUGUAACAUCAAGUGAAUAAUGGUAAAAUUCAGUCUGGUAAGAUUUAUUACUUCAAUAUUGGAGGGUUCCAGCUGACACCAGAUUAACAUAUUCAUAGGAUUUUAGGAGCUGCUUGAGUAUUAACAGUUACCUUUUAAUCUGAAAUCUUUGCAAGGGUCUUGUGUCACUUCUGUGCUAAUGAUUCAGCCUGUCUUUAUAAGAGGUUGAAUUUCUUUACAUAGUGUUUUGAGACUAAAUAUGAAAGAGGGAAAAUGACCCUUAAUUUUAGCAAGUUCCUGUUUGGUUUAACAGCUGCUGUGAUUUCUGUCUUGUCUUUUGGUCUGCAUUUGCCACUUUGGCAGUGUGUUUUUGGCUGUCAGAGUCUUACAGAGUUUUGAUGAAGUGCAACACUUUCUUCUUUUCCCCACAGCUGUUAUUUGUCAUUUGAUAUAAAUCUUCCUUAUUAGAGUUUUGUUCCUGAAUAAAUGAUAAAAGGACAGUUAGUAUCAGAAGGCAGUGCUGGCAUAAGAGUUUCUGCUUUGUUGGUAACUUCUGUUUGCUUUUAAGAUAUCUGAAACUCUGAAAACUGGAAGUUGUUCUGCACUGGUACUAAAACACAACGGCCCUUAAUAAAGGUCCAGAAGAAGAUGCAAUUAGAAUGAUUUUUGUUCAGUAAAGAGUGAAUGUCCAGCUACCAUCUGUGUCACACCAAGGGAAAGAUCACCUCCUUCAACUUUUUCCCAAUAUAAUGAUAAGUGAUAGAAAGAAUGCUAUGGAAUCAUGUGCACGUGGCUGGUCUCUAAUUUUUAGCCUAUUCCACAGACUCCUGAGCUCAGAUACAAAUUUGAAUCUGGCUGGCCUUAGCCGAAUGGAAGUUAUGAAUCUCCAGGAUGUAAAAAUUGUAGAUGAUUGCUGUGCUCAAUUACAGCAGCUGAAGGUGUGACUCAAAUAUGGUUUUGACAGCAAUACAAUUAGAAGGUCAUGACUUAAAAGUAAGUCUAAAACCCAAUAAUCUGGUCCUCCACCUGGCACUGUAGGCAAUUCCUUUCUUUAACCAUCAGCCAAAAUAAUACAUGGUACAUAACAAAAUAAAGGUAACUGAAGUGCUGAGGAGCUGGUCUUUUCUACUUCAUUUAAUACUGUGAGGGCUUUUUGCCUCCUCCUGGAAGCAGGUGUUUCUCACAGGUCCAGAGGAAAAGACAGCUUUCAUGCAACUGUGGUGAUACACUGAUGAGAUGACUAAUAAUGGAGCUUGCAGUUGUGAUGCCAAAGUGAUGCCUGAAUGGCUGGUCAUGGAAAGGCACAGGAGGAGGCUGAGAGUUCGUGUUGCUGGCUGCCUCCUGCUCUGCCUUCAUGUUGCUCCUGUGUGAACGCAAGGCUAGCGCAGCACUGAGCACCCACAGUUUUCCCGUAGGGAAUGAUGCCAGUAAACCAGGUAAUGGUUGGUAGCCCAGAGCAUGCUGCUGUUCUCUGGCUUCAUGAGUGUGCUGAGAUCUCAAAGGUUUUUUUGCCAGGAAAAGGUUAAAUUGUUCUGGAGUUUUAUCCUUUUGUCUAGGACCUUCCUGGCGUCCUUAAAUUGGGUAUUUCCAUGCUCUCUAAUCUUACAUCCUAAGGGUGCUGUGGGCUGGCAAUACCUCCUGUCCUGUCCAUUACCCUCUGGAUCACUUUAUGCAGCGCAGUCAACAUUUGAGACCAGCUGGCAGCCCAACUGCAUUGUCUGUUUAACUGCAGGAAACCAUCCUUUAUCCCCCUCUGAAUCCUGAUGGAGUAAUGAUGACAGAUAAUUGAUUGAAUGCUUUUUCCUUUCUUUUGUUUAAUUCCUCUCUUUGAGCAGGCUCCCCAGAUACGCAAAUAAAAUCCUUAAUUAAAAUUUGUGGAUUAAUUAAUAGAACAACAGAUCUUUUUCUUUUCCUGUUGCCACAAUAUCACAGAGAGUUUCUCUGCUUUUCACUUGUGCUCCCCUGUCAAACAUUUUCAGCUGUCAAAAUGGGCAACAUCUUUGUCGUCAGUUUGUCAGUUGCAGACCUUGUAGUUGCAGUUUAUCCAUACCCUCUGAUCUUGAGUGCCAUUUUCCACAAUGGAUGGACCAUGGGAAAUGUCCACUGCCAGAUAAGUGGGUUCCUGAUGGGCUUAAGUGUCAUUGGAUCCAUUUUCAACAUCACAGCGAUUGCAAUCAACCGCUACUGCUACAUCUGUCACAGCCUUCGGUAUGAUAAGCUUUUCAACCUGAAGAACACCUUCUGCUAUCUCUGCUUGACCUGGAUACUCACAGUGGUGGCAAUUGUGCCAAACUUCUUUGUUGGCUCUUUGCAGUAUGACCCCCGGAUUUACUCCUGCACCUUUGCACAGACAGUGAGUACAUCAUACACCAUCGCAGUGGUGGUGGUUCACUUCAUCGUCCCACUGUCCAUCGUGACAUUUUGCUACCUGCGGAUCUGGAUUUUGGUGAUUCAAGUCAAACACCGGGUGAGACAAGAUUGCAAGCAGAAGCUCAGAGCAGCUGACAUCCGGAAUUUCUUGACUAUGUUUGUAGUUUUUGUCCUUUUUGCUGUGUGCUGGGGACCAUUAAAUUUUAUUGGCCUUGCUGUUUCAAUUAAUCCUUCACAUGUGCAGCCACACAUUCCAGAAUGGCUUUUUGUCCUGAGCUAUUUUAUGGCCUAUUUUAACAGCUGCCUUAAUGCUGUGAUUUAUGGUCUUCUUAACCAGAAUUUCCGGAGGGAAUACAAGAGGAUACUGCUGACACUCUGGACUCCCAGGUUUCUGUUCAUCGAUCUGUCCAAGGGUGGGACAGAAGGGAUGCAAAGCAAGCCAUCUCCAGCUGUAACAAACAACAACCAAGCUGAAAUGCAUUUAUGAGUCAGAACAGUGCUAUUUAUUCUAGAUUACAGUUGUAUAUAUAAUAUAAAAGAGCCUUUCUAUGUGUGCAUUUCACAGCUGGUGUUGCUGGGCCCCUCAUGCAAGGAAGGAGUCUGCUUCUCAUAUGAGGAAGGGGUCUUCUACCUUUCAUGUAUAGCUUAUUGCUGCAAGAUCAAGGCUUUGAAUAGUUUUCAUAAUGGAAAUGACUGAUCUUUAUUUUUUUUAAUAUACCAUCUUUCACCAUGUGCCUAUCUAAUAGGUUUGGCUGCUUUUGCCACAAACAUUCAGUAUGCAUGGAGAAAUGCAGUUAUGCUUGAAAUACAAUCUUCAAGAGCUGGCAAAAUUGCUGUGUAUUACAAACAAACCUGUCUCCCCUCACUCUGAAUUCUAUUUUUUUAGCAUUAACAUGACCCAAACUAUAGCAAAUAAAGUGGAAUCUGUGUGGCUCUUCACCUUUUCAGUUAGGUACCAGUAGCAGCCAGCAGGCAUACAUAUGGGCAUGAUGAUGUCCAGUGUGUGUGCAUUAGUUUUCCUUUUUCUUUUCUUAUAAGGUUUAGAAGCUAGCCUGUGCCAGAUGUGAGGCAGGCAAAAGCCAGACCUAGCGAAUGUCUGAUGCACUCAUUUUAAUUGCAUAUCUACAGGUAUUAAGUACCCUUGCACUCUCCUUCUCAGGCCAUGAGUAAGAGUAUAAUAUAUGACAUAAUCUAAUUGCAGGAAGAUACUUGGAGCCUGAUUCUAAUUUAGGCAGUAUCCUCUCAUGGCCAGCAUUCAUUUCAAAUGUAUUUCAGAAGCCCCUGCUACAUGAACAUCAUACAAAAGAUGAGCAUAACAGAGUCCCACCUGUUUAAUGCAGAUGACGGCAUUUAAGUUCCAGUAAUAUUUACAUUGCAGACAAAGUGAAAAAGGGAAAGAAGAGUUUCUUCCAACCACCUCUCCUUUUCCUAACCACAGAACAUGAAUUUGACGGGGGAGAAAACCAGUGGAGAAUUUUUUUUCCAUUUUAUUCAUGUACAAAGCUCUAAUGCAAGGAGCUGCGAGAGGAAAGCUACUUACGCAUAUUCAUGCAUCAGUUCUCAGUUAAAGCCUGAACUCUGUUAUCUAUGUCAUUGGAAACAAUGUUCUUAAGUGCUGGGAAGGCCAGUAUCAUGUUAGAAACAAGCACACGGGCAAAGAUAAGGCUGUUUCUUUAACAGAGUAUGUGUGUGGGGUGAUGGCAGCUGUCUGUAAAUAUGACUACGUCUUUUUCCCUUAGCUUCAAUGUGAUUUCAUCUCUUUAUGGUUUAAAACAUGUGGAUCCUGCUUUGAAACAGUCCCAUAAAAUCAACAGGUAAAGCUUCCCCAUUGCAACUACACCUUAAGCUAGAAAGGCUUGUUGCUGGGCUACUCUCAGUAGGUACAGCAGGAGCUGUGUGAUGGAGAGGAGCCGGUCUGAGCCCUGUGGAUCGAAUAAGGGCAGCAGUCAGCCCUGCGCCAGACCAAAGAGUGCAGUCUUUUUGAUUGUGGUCAAAGCAGGACCAGGACUAGUUCCCAGAGCCGAACCCUGAGAACCAGGAUUUGCACUAGCAUGUAGGUGCCUAGCAGUAGAGGUACAUAGGAUUUGCAAAACCCUGAGCAGGCUGAGUGCCUGAUCCUUGGUGAGUUAACAAGCCAUUUGUGCAUUGCUUGUUAAGAGCAACUUGUUGCUGAAUGUCCCUUCUGCUGAUCUUCUGGGGGAAGAGGAGUUGAGCAGAAUUAAGCCCCUUUAUGAAGUGGGGCCAAGAAACAUUGCGUGGCGCAUUGCUUCAGUGAGGACUGCAGUUUGCGUGCUGCCACAUGGUGAAGGUUGCUGCAGUGCAAAGUGGGGUUCUGCAUACUUAGGGCACCCUGGCACUUUGUGAAGUUUCAAACUUGAACAUCUCAGUCACUUCAGAUGAUUAUUGUUUUAAAAUGCACUGCAGCCAGCCUCCCAUAAUAGGAAUCAAACUGAGCUCUGUUUUGGCCUCUAAAUCUGCCUGAGCAUGGCCAAAUAAAGGUAUCUUCGCCUUCAGAAGUAAUGUGGUCUGUUUGCCUUCCAGCAAAACCAGUCUGGAUGAAUUCACACCAUUCCAUGCAAGCAAAAUCAUUUUGAGUCAAACUUGGAUAAGAAAAGCACCGAGGAAUCCAUAACUGCAGGGACUGUUUGUCCUAUCACACCGAGGAGAUGUCCUGUGUUCUGUGACUAGUCUUCAGUCAUUUGCAAUUAGCUACAACUGUUAGAAUCACAUUAGCAAAUGACUUCAAGCAUCUAGUGCCAAGACAAAUAGACUCCUCUAAGACAAUUAUGAAGAGUAUUUUACAGGUUUGCCAGUUGUCUCAAAGACUGCAAAACUGGCGUUUCUUCUUAUUAAUCGUUGCCUUUUUAACUGAAUGUUCAGUGAAUGCAAUGUGGUUUGUUUGGUUUUGUUUUGUUUUUUCUUUAAGCUUGUAUUUGCACUAUUUCUCAUUCAGGCUCCAAAGUAACAGCCAGCGAGCAUUUGAACCAAAAAACGUAAGCCAAAGAGGUCCUGAACAGGCAAGCUGCUCUGCUAGCACCUGGCAGGGAGGGGAGCAGCUGGAGCACAAUAGGGCAUCUCCCCAGGACUCAGAGAGUCAGUGCUGAACUAAACUAUGCAAAAUGAUAGCUCGUCUUCUGCUGUAGGGUCCGAGCCCAACUCUUGCCCUCGUCUUUGUAAGGGAAAGGCUAAGUACCUGCUGGGCUGCGGUGGGAGCUGAGCCGCACCAUGCAUACGCAGACCCUGCUGCCACCUCGCAGGGUGGGGAUGGGGCUGCGAUGGGCACUGUCCAUCUAACAGCACAGAGAACUUGCCCUGUUCAGAUGUGCUUUGGGCAUCCCAGCGUAAGCGAGGGCUGUCCAAGAGUGAGCCCGGAGGCUGGCUGAUUGAGCCACAGUUGGAAUCCUGAGCUCAGUCCUGCUGAAGCUGAGGUUUGUGAUAUAGAACAUGAGAAGCAGGGAACAUGGCUUCAGACAGAAAACACUGUGCCAUUUGCUAGCACUUUGAUACAGAGACAGUGGAUAGGAUAGAUUUUUAUACUGAUUUAUUUUAAAAUUACCCAAGCAGCUCUUUAUUUUCAUGUUAAAAAUGGUUAACAGGAUACAGUUUAUUUUGUUUACAAAAAAAAAAGGGAAGUGUGUCUUAAACUGGGAAUCCUAAAAUGCGUCAGAGUUUCCCUACGGGAAUCUAGCUUUAAUCCAAAUUUGGCUUUUAAGGAGAUUCCACAGGUUAAAUCAUGCUCUGCCAAUCCCACCUGUUGCAUACCUUGCCUUAAGUCUCAGAAAUAACAUUGAGAUCUCCUAUAAGCUAGCUUUAAAUCACGUGCUCUGGAUAUGACCUGGUGGUGUUGAAUACCUAUUGUAGCCCCAAAAUCUAAACCGGUCCUAGUGGCCAUAAACUUAUGGAGAGGCAGUAAUGCUCUGCAGGAAGAGGAAUCUCUUACUACAAAGAAAUAUUUUUGGAUGUUGUUAAUGAAUGUUGUUUAUUAUAUUUAAGAAGAAUGUAACUAAUAUAUUUAUAUAUAAAUAUAUAUUGCAUAUGCUGUUUCCAUUUUAUCAUUUGAUUAAGAAUCCUUUCCUAUUGCUACUUUUGUUGCUAGAUUCAUCUCUUUCCCUGUUAAAACUAAUAAAUCUGC
Molecule: messenger RNA, 7048 nt
Organism: Pezoporus occidentalis (night parrot)
Lineage: Eukaryota; Metazoa; Chordata; Aves; Psittaciformes; Psittacidae
Gene: GPR50
Product: G protein-coupled receptor 50
Exons: 2
Coding region: 2534-3403 (289 amino acids)
Biological process (GO): G protein-coupled receptor signaling pathway
Cellular component (GO): plasma membrane
Molecular function (GO): melatonin receptor activity
Source: RefSeq, a predicted model, not a curated record